UUCGCUAUUAGCUUUACGCUCGCUUCAUUAAAUCCAGGCUCUUGCAAUUCUAAAAUAUACUACCGUAAUUGCUUUCCAUUCCCCUCUCACAGAAACAAAAGGAUUCCUCAUCUUCUCUCUAUCUCUUUCCAUUUCCCAUUCAAAAUGAUUCUCAUUUCCCAAUACAAUCGAAGUUUCAAGAGCGGAAGCCUCGGGCGGAUUAAUAGAAGCCUUGGGAUUAAAUUUCAAUUUCAAUCUAUGAGCUUCAUUGCCUAAUUAGUUAAUGAAAAAAUGGAUGAGAUGUCACACUACAGACGAUUUAAAAGAUCCAAGGAUAUCAAAGGUACUUGUGAAAUGCGACCAUGGCAUGGUUUCAGCUUUGAAGACAGUGACAUUUGGGCCAAACAAGGGAAAGAAAUUCUAUGGCAGAGUGACAAUUGUAAUUUCUUUUUGUGGGAGCAUGAUUCAAAGAAGAUGGAGAGUAGGGUGUCAAUGGAUGCAGAAAAGCAGUCAGUUUUGGAUGAGAAUGAAAGGCUUAGAAAAGAGCUGGAAGCAAUGAAAAUUGAGAACAAAAUUUUGUUGGAAAAAAUAUGUAAGCUCAGAGUGAAAAAAAUUGUUAGAGGCUGAUAGAAGGAAAGUGAAUCCAGGGAAAAAGACUAUGUGUGGUGUUGUUUUAUCUUGGGUUGUCAUUGCUAUUGUGGUAUCCAUUUUAGUUGGUAGGAUGUAAGAAUGAUAGCAGUGUUG
Messenger RNA from Cuscuta epithymum, 723 nucleotides. The record is from the annotation of a GenBank genome assembly. NCBI's taxonomy places the organism in Eukaryota, Viridiplantae, Streptophyta, Magnoliopsida, Solanales, Convolvulaceae.